UGUGCGGUGAAAGUGAGCGGUCUGCCCCUCUCAUUCACUCUGAACUCAUCACAGUCCACGCACACAGCGACACUGACACUCUCAAAGCCUGUCUGCUCUUUACCGUUCCUGCUUCUCUUUCAGCGGGAAAGAGGACAAUCAUCCGUUUUACUUUCCGCGGGCAUGCAUCAGCACGGUGGCGGGCACCGGGAGGGCUGUUGGAGUCGCGCGUGGAUAAAUGUUUGCAGAUGCACUUUAUAUUUAUUUCUACUAUUAAGCCUGGAGCGGAGCACCGUGCACUCAGCACAGACAGAUGAAUCGGACACUUUUGCGUUUUUCCACGAGGGAGCGCAGGGCUGCCUGGGGGUACGAGAUCACAUGCUCUACCUCUCUUCUUCCUGCAAGGGUGACGCCCAGCUGUGGAAAUGGGUGACCAGGGGGCGGCUUUUCAACAUUGGCUCCUCUCUCUGCCUGGGCAUCACCACGGGCAACGUGAGCACAUCUGGCAACAAGUCACCACUGGGCGUGUUUUGGUGCGACUACGAGCCUCCACGAGUGCGCUGGACCUGGAGCUGCAGCAAGUUCUUGGAGAUGCUUGAAUCUUCCUUGCCCUCCCCUAAAUUACUCCUCGACACUGGCAAUGUCUCGGCCGCUGCCUUCCCACCUGCAAGAUCCCCCUCCCAAAAGUCUCUGUGGCGAGUCUAUGAUGACCAUCAAGACCUUUGUGCCAAGUCGUACCGAGAAAUCUACACCAUCCAAGGAAACUCUCAUGGCAGCCCAUGUUACUUCCCCUUCCUCUACGAUGGCCAGUGGUUCCACAGCUGCACCAGUGUGGGCAGGGAAGAUGGCUUCCACUGGUGUGCCACUACUCAUGAUUACGGAAAGGACCAGCGCUGGGGCUUCUGCUCAGUAAAGAGUACUGACUGUGAGACGUUUUGGGACAUAAACCCUUUGAUGGAUAACUGUUACCAGUUUAACUUUCAGGCCACGCUAUCUUGGAGUGAAGCACGGACCAGCUGCCAACAGCAGGGAGCGGACCUGCUCAGCAUCACUAAAGUAGAGGAACAAAUCUUUAUUAACGGUUUGCUAACUGCGUACAGCGCCACCCUGUGGAUGGGCCUGAAUGAUUUAGAUCUCAAUGGUGGCUGGCAGUGGGCUGACUCCGCCCCUCUCAAAUACCUAAACUGGGAAGCAGAAAUGCCAAGCUAUGAUGAGGAGGAAAACUGUGGAGUGAUCAGCACCGAUGCUCAGGGUCGCUGGCACAACCGGGACUGUUCAGUGGCUCUGCCUUACAUUUGCAAGAAACGACCCAAUGCCACACUCGACCCCUUCACCACAGACUCCUGGGCAGAUGACAGGCGGUACCAGUGUAAUGUAGGCUGGCAAAACUUCCAGGUGGGCUGCUAUAGGCUGAACUCAGACAACCUGGACUGGAGCUCUGCCCACAAAAUGUGUCAGAAGAUGGAGGCUAACCUUGUUAGCAUCCACACCCUCCCAGAGCUUGAAUUCAUCACUAAGCAUAUGAAGAAAGAUAUAGAGGAGUUAUGGAUUGGUCUACAUGAUACAGCUAUGCAGAUGAACUUUGAAUGGACAGAUCACACUCCAGUCAUAUUCACUUACUGGCAUCCAUUUGAACCCAACAAUUUCCGAAAUGUUAAUGAGGAUUGUGUCACCAUCUGGGGGCCUGAGGGCCGCUGGAAUGAUAGCCCAUGUAAUUACUCGCUGCCCUCAGUCUGUAAGAAAGUGGCUCAGAAGGCUGACGACCAGAUAGAGGACCACGGCUGCAAACGGGGUUGGAGAUGGCACAGUCCUUCCUGUUUCAAGGUUGGAGAAGAAUCUCUAACCUUUAAUGAUGCAAAAGGAAUGUGCGCUAGCAACAAUGCUACACUCGUCAUUAUUAAUAACAGGUUUGAGCAGGCCUUUGUGAGCAGCCUGGUGUUUGGACGAUCUGACGAUCAGUUCUGGCUCGGCUUGUAUAAUGACAACAGCACCGGCACGUUCCGCUGGAUAACGGGAGAGGAGCUCACAUACACCAACUGGAACAGAGAUGAGCCAGCACAGAUAAAGGCAGGUUGUGUGGUGAUGGUAGCGGGGCAAGCCAUGGGUCUGUGGGAGGUGAAGGACUGUGCCAGCGUCCACUCCAAAUACAUCUGCAAACAGAAUCAGGACUCUCUCAUACCCAGUCCUCCUGUGCCUCAGCCUACGCCCUCCCUAACAGGAUCAUGCCCAUCGGGAUGGAAAAGCACCAAUAAGUUCCGCUACUGCUACAAGGUCUUUCAUGCAGGUGCACUGGAGAAGAGAUUGACUUGGAUUCAAGCUCACAAGUUCUGCCAGAAACAUGGAGCUCAGCUUGCCAGCUUCAGUACGCCAGAGGAAGAGACCUAUGUCUUCCAGAUCCUCCAUGAGGCUUUCGGGGAGGCAGAGGAUCAUGAGCAGCACUGGCUGUGGAUCGGAAUUUCCCGCAGGAAUAGUGACAGUUGGACAUGGGGUGAUGGGUCAGCUGUGACGUAUCAGAACUUUGGCAGGGGGAAUUAUGGGUCUGCUGAGUGUGGAGCAGCUAACAUGGCUGACACCAACUGGCUGGUAUCACACUGUGAGUCUGAGCUAGACUGGAUCUGCAAAAUACCGAAAGGGAAGGUGGAAGAGGAACCUGAGAGCCAUGAAGACACUGGCUUAGAGUGGGUUAAUUUUGAGGAGGCCCAGUAUAAAAUGUUUGAACAUCGCUCCACGUGGGACCAGGCUCAGAGAAUCUGCUCCUGGUUCGAAGCCUCCCUGGUCUCCAUGCACUCUCCUAAGGAGAAUCAGUUUUUGGUUAGCACUUUACGCAAGAUGUCCCGCAAAGAAAAUGACCUAUGGUGGAUUGGUUUACACAGUUUUAAGAACGACGGGAGAUUAAGGUGGUCUGAUCAUUCUGUGCUCAAUUAUGUGUCCUGGGGACUAGGACAGCCUCGACCAAUUAGCAAAGAGCCCAAAUGUAUCCAAAUCUCCGCCUCAAAAGGUGACUGGUCAGACCAGAGGUGUCACAUCGAUCUGCCAUAUGUGUGUAAGAGGGUGAAUGUGACAGGUACCAUUCCUCCCACACCCGCUCCUCCUCUCAUACCUGCCGGCUGCCCCCAGGGCUGGAGUCCUUUUCUACACAAGUGUUAUAAGGUGUUUGGAGAGGAGCUGUCGAGUCGUAGCACUUGGGAAUCUGCAUCCAAGACGUGUCUGACACAUAGAGCCACGCUAGUGACAGUGCCAAACCACAGGUGUUAUAAGGUGUUUGGAGAGGAGCUGUCGAGUCGUAGCACUUGGGAAUCUGCAUCCAAGACGUGUCUGACACAUAGAGCCACGCUAGUGACAGUGCCAAACCACAGGACAACUUUUAUGAAUAUUGGGACUGACGUGCUCAUGGGCAUGUGGGCGUCUCGCAGGUGUGAUGCAGAGAAGCACGGCUUCAUCUGCAUGAAAGAUAAAGACCCUGCCUUGCCCCCUGGUGUGGACUCUCUUCCCCCAUCAUUAGAUGGCCCAUUAGAAUUUGAUGGCGUGCAGUACCGGAUUUUGCAGAAGCCUCUGGACUGGCGUGGAGCACUGUAUUUGUGUGACUCCAUUAAUGGAACACUGACAGCGGUACGGGAUCCUCGGCAGCACGCCUACCUCACCCUCCUCCUCAGCACGUUCCGCAAACCCUCCUGGAUCGGACUACACAAUGACAGGGCUCGGAGCUACACAUGGUUGGGUGAAGAGGAGCUCACAUUCAGUGACUGGCGGGAUGGAGAGCCUAAUCAAAUGUAUGGAUGUGGUCACAUGACCGUUGAGGGCCAGUGGACUGUGGCUGCUUGUAAUACAAAAUUAAAUGCCAUCUGUGAAAUUAACAUGGAGAGAACAAUAGACCACAGGUGGAUGUAUCCGGGUUUUUGCCCAGAGCCUGUAGGUAAUUGGUCCUGGGUUCCUUUCAGAAAUCACUGCUACUCGUUCAUCCUCCACGAGCUGCAAUUUAAACAUGAGGCCAUACACAUGUGUAACAAAGUGGGAGCUAAGCUGUUGUCAAUAUUAGAUGAAAACGAGAACAGUUUUGUAUGGGAGCACAUGCAAAGUUUUCAACAACAGGCCCACGGCGCUUGGCUUGGAAUGAUCUUUAACUCCAAAGAAGGCAGUCUGGAGUGGUCAGACAGUCAAGUAGUGGACUACAGUAACUGGGAGCAGCAGGACACUAAUCUGAGCAUGCUGUCUGCCAACAGCUGCUUCUGGGUUCAGAGCAACACAGGCCUCUGGAGGCCUGGGUCCUGCAAAAACCGCACACAUGGAGUCAUCUGUAAACGACCACGAGGAACCACAGCAGAGCCUGUAGUUCAUUCUGUGGUCGACCAUCUCCAUGUAUUAAUUCAGGUCCUGGUUGCAGCACUCGUUCUGAUUGCUCUGGUGGUGGGAGGGAUUUAUCUAUAUCGUAGGCGGAGCUUCGGCUCCACGGGCGCCUACGAGAGCGCUCGGUACAGCCGCACUAACUCCGCCCCCUCCGAAGAAGCUGAAAAAAACAUUCUCGUUUCAGACAUGGAGUUAAACGAACAGGGCGAAUAAUGCUGGAUAUGUUCAAACUGAUUCAAAACACCUAGGAAAACAAAUCUGCUAUGGCAGCAACUGAGAGAAUUUAUGUUUAAAGAAAAAAAAAUGAGGUUUUGUUUUUGUGUUUAUUUUUUCCAGAGACAUUGAGAGAGCUGUGUAGAGCGCAGCAUAUAAUAUCAACCAAAAUCAACAGAGGCAAAACUCGUUUACAUCCAUUUAAGCCUGUCAACCAAUCAAAUUUCACCAUCUCAGAGGAGCUGUUUGGAUUGGCUAGUGUGGAAGAUUGUUUUUUGUUCGUCUUUGUCCGGUUAUGGAAAUUCAGUUUAUAUGCAUAUUUUUUUCAUGUACUGUAUGUCAUAGUUAUUCUUUAGUGCCAAAAGGGAUCAAAGUCCCCCCCAAAUAUCACAUUGACUUGAACUUCCAUUAAACUUCCAGACUAUGAGAACACACAAUCACACAAACUACAAGGUAACACCACAACAGUAUUUUUUUUUUCAGACUGUGACUUUUGAAGUUAUUUGUUGUGACUGUUUUGAUGAUUUUUUUAAUUUGUGCAGCUGAAUUUGAUGUUCUCUGGGUCAGAAUGCAGGUCCCUCAUGG
Sinocyclocheilus anshuiensis is the source of this 5121-nucleotide messenger RNA. Its product is annotated as C-type mannose receptor 2-like. The transcript is spliced from 28 exons. Lineage: Eukaryota; Metazoa; Chordata; Actinopteri; Cypriniformes; Cyprinidae. The record is from RefSeq and is a predicted model, not a curated record. The coding region runs from base 163 to 4536 and encodes 1457 amino acids.